AUGACAAUUGUAAAAUUACCAACAUCAUUGGUUUCAUUUGCCAUACUCUGGUUCACAAAGGACUAUAAUGCAAUGUCGCUCCUUAUUAUGGCAUCAAUUGUCAUGAUUUGGGGUGCAUUUUUCUCAUUCCUUGUCCAUAUCAGAGAAAUGAGCGAACAAACUGAAGAUCAUCUACUCGAAGAAGAUCAAGCCGCUAUUACUGAUAAAAUUGAUGAAAAACAAUUAGAAAAUUUCGAUGAAGAAGAAAAUGAUGAAGAUGAAGAAGACCAUGAAUCAGCAUAA
Molecule: messenger RNA, 282 nt
Organism: Trichomonas vaginalis G3
Lineage: Eukaryota; Parabasalia; Trichomonadida; Trichomonadidae
Exons: 1
Coding region: 1-282 (93 amino acids)
Source: RefSeq, a predicted model, not a curated record